UCCUCGCACACACAUCACAUCCUAUGUACUCGGCUGCUACGUAGCUAUAUAUAGCUGCAGAACAGUUUUAGUUACCGGACUGUAGGCACACCAAGCUAGGGGCCCCCCGGAAACUAGCUAGCUAGGAUGCCAACAGCAGAGGCGACGACGCCCGUGCCGCCGGAGCUGUCCUCCGGGCAAGGGCGGACGGUUUGCGUGACCGGAGCUGGAGGGUUCAUUGCCUCCUGGCUCGUCAAGCGCCUCCUGGAGAAGGGCUACACAGUCCGCGGCACGGUCAGGAACCCUGUGGAUCCAAAGAACGACCACCUGAGGUCCCUUGACGGCGCCGACGACCGCCUCGUCCUCCUCCGCGCCGACCUGCUGGACCCAGAGAGCCUUGCCGAGGCCUUCUCCGGCUGUGACGGCGUCUUCCACGCCGCCUCCCCGGUCACCGAUGACCCUGAGAUGAUGAUCGAGCCAGCGAUCCGGGGCACGCGCUACGUGAUGGCGGCGGCGGCAGACGCCGGAGUGAAGCGCGUCGUGUUCACGUCCUCCAUCGGCACCGUGUACAUGAACCCCUACCGUGACCCCAGCAAGCCUGUGGACGACACCUGCUGGAGCGACCUCGAGUAUUGCAAGAACACCCAGAACUGGUACUGCUACGCCAAGACGGUGGCGGAGCAGGGCGCGUGGGAGGUGGCGCGGAAGCGAGGGCUGGACCUGGUGGUGGUGAACCCGGUGCUGGUGCUGGGCCCGCUGCUGCAGCCGACGGUGAACGCCAGCACGGACCACGUGAUGAAGUACCUGACGGGGUCGGCCACGACCUACGUGAACGCGGCGCAGGCGUACGUGCACGUCAGGGACGUGGCCGAGGCGCACGUCCGGGUGUACGAGGCGCCCCACGCGCACGGCCGCUACAUCUGCGCCGAGAGCACCCUGCACCGCGGCGACCUCUGCCGCGUCCUCGCCAAGCUCUUCCCGGAGUACCCCGUACCCACCAAGUGCAAGGACCAGGUUAACCCUCCGGUGGUAGGAUACAAGUUCACCAACCAGCGCCUCAAGGAUCUGGGGAUGGACUUCGUGCCGGUCCUCCAGUGCCUCUACGAGACGGUCACCAGCCUCCAGGAGAAAGGCAUGCUGCCCGUGCUUCCGACAAAACACGACCAUGCAUGACCAACUCGGCAAAUCAUGAUCAUAUCGAUCCCAUCCUUGACGAUACUAGCUGCUGCUACCACGCAUAUCAUAUCAUAUAUAUACGAUAUAUAUAGUGGAUUCAUAUAAUUGACCUUAUAUAUAUAUAUAUAUAUAUAUAUAUAUAUAUAUAUAUAUAUAUAUAUAUAUAUAUAUAUAUAUAUAUAUAUAUAUAUAUAUAUAUAUAUAUAUAUAUAUAUAUAUAUAUAAUAUGUGUGUGUGUGUGUGUUAUUAGUGUGUACAAUUAAAUGGCAACUCUAAUGGGUGCAUGCAUCUGCAUGCAUGCUUUCCUGACAAGUGCCACACAUGCCUGCAAUGUAUCUCUUUGGACGAAUAUUUAUAUACAAUACUCCGUUGCCAAAUA
Zea mays is the source of this 1534-nucleotide messenger RNA. RefSeq names its product cinnamoyl CoA reductase 2. Lineage: Eukaryota; Viridiplantae; Streptophyta; Magnoliopsida; Poales; Poaceae. Gene Ontology annotation, molecular function: oxidoreductase activity, acting on the CH-OH group of donors, NAD or NADP as acceptor. The record is from RefSeq and is marked validated.